AUGUUUGGGGGUCCGGGAAAGAUGGGCAGGGGCGGCGGCGGAGGAGGCGCCGUGAAAAGGAGCAAUCACGCGCCGCCAAUCGGCCGCGCCGUCCGUCCGUCCAUGGGCAGCGGCCCUCGGAGCCGCGCCGGGGCACCGCCGGCGGCAAUAUCGUCCCCGUCUGCCUCGUCGAUGGAGGUUGAGGAGAGUUUCAGCCUUGUCAGGGAGAAUCCUUUGAAUUUUGGGAUGGCGAUAAAGCUGGCGCCUAACCUGGUGGAGGAGAUCAAGCGCGUGGAGGCACAGGGCGGUGGGGCGCGCAUCAAGUUCGACGUGAACGCCAAUAAUCCUAACGGAAAUGUUAUUCAUGUUGGAGACAAAAUCUUCAGAUUCACAUGGUCGAGUGAACCAGGAGACUUGUGUGACAUCUAUGAAGAACGUCAAAGUGGUGAAGAUGGAAAUGGAUUGCUUGUAGAAUCAGGAGGCACUUGGCGUAAGCUGAAUGUAGAGCGAGAACUAGAUGAAUCAACUAAAAAUGAAGUUAAAAGGCGGUCAGAAGAAGCUGAGCGCAAGCAUAAAUCACGAAAAGCUAUUGUUUUAGACCAUCAAAACCCAUCUAUGAAGAAUCAAGUAAAGGCACUUGCUGCUGCUGAAAAUUUCAAGAACCGGAAAGAACCUCCUUUUAAGAAGGCAAAAUUGGAUCCACCUAUAGGUGGGCCUUCUAAAUCUGCCUAUAAAGCUAGCGUGCCUCCAGCAACUCUUUCAAAGGGUAAAAUCUCAUCUGGCUCACCUCUGUCUUCCCAACCAGAACAACACGGUGGGCCAGCGUCCCCAGCUGUAAGUGGGAAUCUUGUGAAGGGACGUGUUGACAUAAACGAUGUUGCACCAACAAAAAAUACGAAUAUCAUUUCCAGCUCAGAGAAAGAAAUGCCCAGCAAGUUACCACAUAAUAUUAUCCGAGACAAAUCUAAACACAGUAGGAACAUGGAGGCCAAACCUGCUGAUUUGAAAAGUUUGGUGAUAUCACUACUUCAGGAGAACCAGUCUAAGGGUAUGAGCCUUAAGGCCUUGGAGAAAGCCAUUGGAGAAGUUAUGCCCAACUCAGCCCGCCAAAUCGACCCUAUCUUGAAACAAGUCGCAGUUUUUCAAUCUCCUGGGAGAUAUUUAUUGAAGCAAGGACUGGAGAAGGAAAGCAUGAAGAAACCACCUUCUCAAAGUGGAAGUAACCCAGCCUCCAACCACCACCAACCACCAUCACCCGAGAAGCCCAACCAGCUCCCCCCACGAACAUCCGACAACCACGAGCAAGAACAUGGAGAACUCAACUCUAUUACCUCUCCACGCACCACGGACCACCCUACAGACAGAACAAACGCUCAUCAAAGCCCACCCGAACAACAGCAUAGUGACAGCAAGGCUCCCGCCGGCAACAGCUCGACCGAUGACAGCGGCAGCUCGAGCGACAGCGACAGCAGCGGCAGCUCGAGCCCAAGCCACAGCCGCAGCGACACCGAUAGCGACGAUGCAUCUGUCAGCAGCAAGCAGGCAUCCGACGAGGAAGUCGACAUCAUGAGCGAUGAGGAGCCGCCAAGACCCGAGCUGCCGGCCGGGCCCCACCUGGAGGACAACAGGGAUGCUCGUGCUCCCCCACUAGAUGACGAUGAUUGUGCAUCUCACAAGUGGUUUAGGAGCGGUAACUUGAGCCAGCCGGUUUCGGGGACUAUAAACUCUAUCUUUGGGGAUAGUCCCGAGAACUCGUCCCCGGACAGGCCCGAUCAGAGUCCUGAGAAGAGACCUGUCGAUGUUAUGGUCGACAUCAUCAACAUGGAUGACGAUGACUAUGACAAUGAUGAUGAUCCGAGUAGGGGAUCUCUCGAGGCUCGUGCGUUGAGUGAAAAAAGACCUGGUGAGUUCUUACCUGUGCAGAAGGGAUUGAACACGGAGGAGGAUGGUUUAGUUGGUGAGAGAAGGCCGGUGAGAUUUUCGUCAGAGGGCAUUGCUGGCAACAAAAGCAGCAUGUUGCCGGUGGAAGAUCAUAGGAAACUUGACACGUCGGGUUGGGGAAAGGAAAACGUCACUAGUACGGAAGAUAGAUUACCAAUGGCAAACGGGCGUGGUAGCGUGCUCCGAAGGGAGUACUCGGAUUUGGAGUUGGGCGAAUUUCGGGAGCCAAUGGAGGAUGCUACUACCCCUUUGCCGAAGAAGCAGAUUGAGAGGAGGAAUUCUUUCAAACAGAUGGAGAACAAGCCGAUGGAGUCCGAAUGCAGGAACUCUGAUCAAGGUAGAUUGAAGGCGCCAAACCGUAAGAUCAAUGUGGAUUCGGUGGUUAAAUCUCCCCAGCGGAAUUUAGAGCCAGUGGUUUCUGGGAGUGCGGAUGGACCGUCUAAUAAGAGAAAGGCUUUGGAGAAAAAUGCUGAUGAUCACAUAAGACUGCAUAAGAAAAGCAGUAGACCUGUGGAACAACAGCAAAUGGAACCUGGGCCCCAGCACGUUAGAAUAUUGGAAACGGGUAAUAAAAGUAGAUUUGCUGAUGCUGGGCCAGGGCGUGCCCGCAGCUUGGAAGGUCAUCUUGAUGUUUCUAGAAGAAUGUCUGUUGAUUCAACGGAGCAGCAGCAGCAUGAUCCUGUUCGAGGAGUUGGUCCCGCUACCACAAAAGUAAGCAAGAAACAGAAGUCCACUAAUGUGGUGGGCAACCUGAAUGGUAGACGAGUAGAUAAUUCUUUAGCUGGCACCAAUGACACCGGUCAAAAGAAGAAAGAAUUUUCUCCAGACGAAGACAAUUUGUAUGCCAAAUACGAGAAGGAAGAGCCUGAGCUGAAGGGUCCAAUAAAGGAUGCCUCUCAGUACAAUGAUUACGUGAAGGAAUAUCAAGAGAAAUACGAGAGUUAUCGUCACUUGAACAAAAUUUUGGAGGAUUACAGGGAUGAGUUCACUAAAUAUGGGAAGGAUCUCGAGACUUGUAAAGAUAGGGAUAUGAAGAGAUAUCAUGACACCUUGAAGCAGAUGAGAUCGUCAUUUCAUCAAUGUGGAGAGAAACAUAAACGGCAGAAGAAAAUAUUUACCGUGCUCCAUGAAGAAUUGAAGCAAUUGAAACAGAUGAUCAAGGAUUUUGCAGCCUCGUAUUAA
Striga hermonthica is the source of this 3102-nucleotide messenger RNA. The record is from the annotation of a GenBank genome assembly. Lineage: Eukaryota; Viridiplantae; Streptophyta; Magnoliopsida; Lamiales; Orobanchaceae.